Fraxinus pennsylvanica is the source of this 510-nucleotide messenger RNA. NCBI's taxonomy places the organism in Eukaryota, Viridiplantae, Streptophyta, Magnoliopsida, Lamiales, Oleaceae. The record is from the annotation of a GenBank genome assembly.
AUGCAUUCAUCUAGAGUUUGGAGGUAUCAGUAUGAUAGGUUAAAUCAAGGCUUCUCCGUCCCACUUGUGGCUUAUUUUCACCGUACUCGUAUAAUGCAAGAAAACGUCUCCGACUUUCAGUCUUUUGCUGCUGAAUCAUGGCAUCGCGUGUCUGUUCAACCACAACCACGGGCAGAUGAGACACUUAUAUGGGAAGCGUCAGAUCAUGUCGCUCACUUGAGGUCGAAUUUUUCUCACGAUCAUGGUAUCCAAAAUGGCUUCUCCCAAGACACUCUUCUAAAACUCUUGAACACGAGAAGUUUUGUUAACAAGAAAGAGGGAAAAGAAGGUGCAGAAGGGCCUGAAAUUUGUGUGGUUUGCCAAGACGAAUACGAAGAAAAUGAGAGAAUUGGAAAACUUCAUUGUGGACACGAAUACCAUGUUGAUUGUAUAUCAAAGUGGCUGUUGCAAAAGAAAGUUUGCCCCAUCUGCAAAGCUGAAGCAUUAUCGAAUGGAAGGAACAGUCGAUGA